This is a messenger RNA of Durotheca rogersii, 3165 nucleotides long. Its product is annotated as replication factor RFC1 C terminal domain-containing protein. The transcript has 5 exons. NCBI's taxonomy places the organism in Eukaryota, Fungi, Ascomycota, Sordariomycetes, Xylariales, Xylariaceae. Gene Ontology annotation, molecular function: ATP binding; DNA binding; DNA clamp loader activity. The coding region runs from base 1 to 3165 and encodes 1054 amino acids. Gene Ontology annotation, biological process: DNA repair; DNA replication. The record is from RefSeq and is a predicted model, not a curated record. Gene Ontology annotation, cellular component: nucleus; DNA replication factor C complex.
AUGUCUGAUAUUCGGUCCUUCUUUGGGGCCAAGGGUGCUACCGCGCCUACAAAGCCGGUCCCAAAGAAGACAGGCGAGGAUUCCUCGAAAAGACGCAGCAAAGUGCGCAAAGUCGUGGACGACAGCGACGAGGAUGACGAGCCGGUCGCACAGACGAAGAAACUGCCUACUAGAUCUUCUCCUAGGAGGAAGGCGACCAAUGAGAAGCUCCAGGGGACCGCCAUUACAGCCAGCGAAUACUUUGCCUCAAGCAAAACGAAGAGCCAGCCGACCAAGAAAUCCGAGCCCAAAAUCCAGCCCCAAGUUGAGCCGCGAUCAAGCCCCCGAAACAAGAAGACCACUGGAAAGGAGACGACCGGGAAGGGGGCAUCAAGGUCUGGUCACAACGAGAUACCCGAAUCGGGAAAACGCCCCUCGACUAAAGUCAAGCGGCACGUCCUAGACGAUGAAGAGGAUGUCUAUAUGGAAGACGACGUAGAUGCGGGAGAUGAUAUUUUCGCUGCCGACGCAAAAGGUCGGAAUAAGAGGAAGAAUGACGACUACUCGGAAGGCGAAAGCGAAGAGGACUUCAUUCCCAAGCCGAAGCGCGUUAACUCCCGCAGCAAAGCGGUUGACAGCGGCGGGAAACUCGCGUCGAAGUCUGCAAAGACUGACAGAACCUCCACGCCGAGUAAGAAGAGGAAGACCCCUGAGCCUGAAUCUGACGAAGAGGAAGAGGAUGAGUCUCCGCCCCGUAAGAAGCCAGCGCCGAGGAAGCCGCGUGCUCCGAGAGCGAAGAAGGUCGACGAACCGGAGGACGCAGAAAUCCAAAACAUACUGGAUGAUAUUCCGAUGGUCAGACCUCCGACGCCGCCAACCCAAACCCCGGAUGCCAAAUUCGACUGGAGAAAGGCGGCAGCGGGUGGUGGUAAUUCCGGACCGCCACUCAACCCCACCACAGAACUGCCCGAAGGAGAGGAGGAUUGUCUUGCUGGCUUAACAUUUGUCUUCACCGGACAACUGGGUACUAUCGCCCGCGAGGAAGCCCAGAUGUUGGUGAAGCGAUAUGGCGGGAAAGUCACGGGCGCCCCUAGUAGCAAGACAAGCUACGUAGUGCUGGGCGAAGACGCUGGCCCCAGUAAGCUGGCCAAGAUCCGCCAGCUUGGUCUUAAGACCAUCAACGAAGAAGGCUUGUUCGAGCUCGUUCGCCGCCUUCCUGCCGGCGGUGGAAGCGGGAAAGGCGCGGAGAAGGUCCGGGAAAAACGGAGAUUGGAAGAAGAGAAGGCUAAGCAGCAAGCUGCUGAAAUGGAACGAGAAGAGAAGGCUCGAAAGGCAGAAGCUGAGAAGGCUCGGAGAGCCGCUGCCGCCACUCGUGGUUCUUCAGGCCCUGCUCCCGCCGCCCCGAUCCCUCUCUCACAAUUGUGGACGGUGAAGUACGCCCCGACCCAAGCGAACCACAUCUGCGGUAACAAGGCCGCGGUAGAGAAGAUCCAAACUUGGCUGAAGAACUGGUCAAAGGCCCGCAAAUACAACUUCCAAAAGAGAGGAGCGGAUGGCAUGGGUGGCGCCCGCGCUAUCAUCGUUUCUGGGCCUCCCGGUGUUGGCAAGACAACAGCGGCACACCUGGCGGCCAAGCUAGAGGGCUACGAUGUUAUAGAGAGCAAUGCUAGCGAUGCGCGCAGCAAGAAGCUGGUGGAAUCUGGUGUCGGCGAGGUGAUGAAUAACACGUCAUUGAACGGCUUCUUCGCGGAGGAUGGGAAGAAGAUAGAUAAGGAGAAGAAGAAGAUCGUCCUGAUCAUGGACGAAGUAGACGGGAUGUCGGCUGGAGAUCGUGGUGGCGUGGGCGCUCUGGCAAAGUUCUGCAAGAAGACCGAGGUGCCUCUUAUCCUGAUCUGCAAUGAGCGAAAGCUGCCGAAAAUGAAACCGUUUGAUUUCGUGGCAUUCGAUGUCAAGUUCCAACGACCGCAAAUCGACCAGAUACGCUCACGGAUGAUGACCAUCUGCCACCGGGAAGGGUUGAAGCUAUCCCCCCAAGUGCUAGAUGCCCUUAUCGAAGGCAGCAACCGGGAUAUCCGGCAAAUCAUAAACAUGUUGUCUACGGUUAAGCUGGACCAAUCCUCCAUGGACUACAGCCAGAGCAAAGAUAUGUCGAAAGCGUGGGAGAAGUCGAUAGUGCUGAAGCCCUGGGAUAUCUGCCAGAAGAUGCUCGGUGGCGGCCUCUUCGCCCCGGCGAGCAAGGCGACACUCAACGACAAGAUCGAGCUCUAUUUCAACGACCAUGAGUUCAGCUACCUGAUGAUACAGGAGAACUACCUCCGCACUAAACCGUCCGUCCUGAACCAGAAUCAGUACAACAAGCGAGAGCAAAAUCUUAAGGCUCUGGAGCUGGUCGACAAGGCGGCGGAAAGCAUCAGCGACGGCGAUUUGGUAGAUCGGAUGAUCCACGGCCCGCAACAGCACUGGAGUCUCAUGCCCACGCACGCGGUCUUCAGUACCGUCCGGCCAGCCAGCUUUGUAGCCGGCCAGUUGAUGGGGUCAAAUUUCACGACUUGGCUUGGUAACAAUAGCAAAUACGGCAAGCUAGGUAGAUACGUGCGGGAGCUCCACUCGCAUAUGCGGCUUAAAUCCUCCGGCGACCACAACGAGGUUCGGCAGCAAUACUUGCCAGUUCUCUGGACACAGCUCGUCAAAAAACUCGCAGACGAAGGUAAGGACUCCGUGCCGGAGGUUAUCGAGCUUAUGGAUAGCUAUUUCCUCACCAGAGAGGAUUUCGAUUCGAUCAAGGAACUCGGCAUCGGACCCCAGGACGAAGAGCUCGUCAAUAUCGACACCCAGGCGAAGGCUACCUUUACCAGAUUGUACAAUACCAUGUCCCACCCCAUUCCCUUCAUGAAAGCUACCAGCGUGGUGGCUCCGAAGAAGGCAGCCAGAGACAAGCCAGAUCUUGAAGAGGCGAUAGAUGACGAUGAUGAUGAUGAUGCAGAAGCAGUUGAUGUAGUCGAAGCAGCUGAUGAUGACGAGGAUAUCGACAUUGAGAAGGACAAGUACAUAAAAAAGCCGAAGGCGAAGGGCGCAAAGAAGGGUGGUAAGAAAGCUGCUAAAGCAGAUGACGAGGACGAGGAAGAGGAGAAGCCAAAGGGGCGUAAAAGCAAGGCGGGUGGUGCCAAGGGCAAGGGGAAGAAAUAA